GUCACACACACACACACAUGUACAUGUACAUGUACAUGUACAUUGCAUCGCACGACGUUGCAAAACAUUCAUUGCACCUGUUUUGACGUUUUCAUUGCUUCGCUUGACCGGCCAGAGCGCAGCUCAAAUGACGAACCUCCCCGACCCUGACAGCGAUGGGGAAUAUGGAGCGGUACGUGGCAAUGGCGGUCGCUUUCAGCCUGGGCCCGGCUCAUCUGACUUGGUCACCCGGAGAGAUAGAUCUUCCCAAGAGGCGCUCACAGGUCUUUCUACUGGGGCCUUCGCAUUUUCUUCCCCGGCACCUGGAGGAGGCCCAUAUCGCUUUCGAGCGCACAGACACCUCGAAGCACUGUGUGAGCUUGGCCAGACGUGAGGUCGACAGCAUGGCCUUAGAAGCGCUUCCUAUCUUCCACAGAUGCACGUGGGAGAUCAUCCAAGAAGCCUACCAGAACUAUGACCACACAGUUCUGUUGGUGCCUAAUUGGUAUUUCGGCAAUCGCUAUGUCCAGCAGCUGAAGACCCCACAGGAUCUCUUCUUGGAUUUGCCUUUGGAAGCUUAUAACGUGGUGAGAGAGAACGUGCAGCCGGAGCACAACGAGGUGAUGGUGAGACAUGGGCUGUCGUGCCUGGAGUGCUUGACCAAGAGCUUUCCGAGGUUAAAGUUGAUCUUUUGGUGCAUUGCCCGGCGGACCUUAAUUCCCAAUCGCACCUCCAGCGUCCCCUUGGAAGGUCAAUAUCUUCAAGUUGCCUCGCGCUUCCCAGAGAACACCCUGGACCUUCUGCGGCAUUGUGACUGGGAGACCUUCACAAGACAGCAUACCAAGGACAACUGUGGCCACCCGAAGCGCCAGGGCUAUGAGUUGAUCUUUCGACUUAUUGAUGACAUCAGGGGAUGACUAUCAGGGCCAGGUAGGACUGCUCGGAUCUGCUCGGUGGUUCUGGUCGCGCGUGAGGAUCCCGCUACAAGGCCCGCAGUUCAAGUCCAAGAAGUUCGGCUGCAGCCCUGCGUCCAACUUCUUGACCGCACUAUCGAAGUUGGAGAAUGCCCAGCCGAGCUGGCUGUGGUCAUUGAUGACCUCAAGAUCAAACACAAGAAUGACAAACCACGACUAACUAACUGAGUA
Messenger RNA from Effrenium voratum, 1124 nucleotides. The record is from the annotation of a GenBank genome assembly. Lineage: Eukaryota; Dinophyceae; Suessiales; Symbiodiniaceae.